This is a messenger RNA of Galleria mellonella (greater wax moth), 3224 nucleotides long. RefSeq names its product zinc transporter ZIP11 (gene Zip48C). Gene Ontology annotation, molecular function: zinc ion transmembrane transporter activity. Gene Ontology annotation, biological process: zinc ion transmembrane transport. Bases 166 to 1221 code for a protein of 351 amino acids. Gene Ontology annotation, cellular component: membrane. NCBI's taxonomy places the organism in Eukaryota, Metazoa, Arthropoda, Insecta, Lepidoptera, Pyralidae. The transcript is spliced from 7 exons. The record is from RefSeq and is a predicted model, not a curated record.
UUGUUGGUGACAACACAACACUAACACAUGUAUAUAUAGGAUAUAUAAAACUACAUCUUAAUCUGUUUCCAUUUACUUUCAAACUAAAGUUGUGUUAAAUUAUGUGCUGUGAAAAGUACUUAUCAUUGAAACUUUAAACUUAAAUAAUAUUAUAAUUAGAUCAUAAUGAUAGAAGGAUACGGUGCUGUCACUCAGGCCCUAUUGGGGACCCUUUUAACAUGGGGACUCACAGCCGUAGGAGCCGGUUGUGUAUUUUUUAUAAGAGGAAAGCAUAGAAAAUUACUUGAUGUAUCUCUUGGUUUCGCUGCGGGAGUAAUGACAGCGGCCUCCUACUGGUCUCUUCUCGAUCCAGCUAUUAAAUUGUGUAAAGACUCUGAUUUGUAUGGAGAAAAUGGGAAGUUUGCAUUUUUACCAAUUGCAGCUGGUUUUCUAUUUGGGGCUGUAUUUGUUUUUGGGACUGACAAAUUCUUAGACUACUUAGGAAUUAAUUCAACAAAUAUGAUGAUGUCAAUAACAAAGACUAAGGAUUCCAAAGAGAAGUUGGAAGAUUUAGAGAUGAUGACGGCGCUAAACAGGCGGCCAUCAACGAGUGUGGUCACGAUGGACGGUCCGCCGCCGCCCACUGACUUCGCUGACUGCAUCACGAACCAGCAUACGGCUCAGCGGCGGCGAGGACACCAUUCUCAUCAUUCAUUGAAAGCGGAGGAGAAUGGUGACGGCGACCGUCGUGAUAGCGCUGCGCGGUCGCUGGAGGCGCGACAGUCACAAUGGAAGCGUAUUAUGCUUCUAGUUGUAGCCAUCACUGUACAUAAUAUUCCGGAAGGACUUGCUGUGGGUGUUUCCUUUGGUGCUGCCAAAGAACCAUCCAACUUCCACACCGCCAGAACCUUGGCGCUGGGAAUUGGCAUCCAAAACUUUCCGGAAGGACUUGCAGUCAGUUUACCGCUGCAAGCAGCUGGGUUCUCCGUUUGGAGAGCGUUCUGGUACGGCCAGUUAUCGGGCAUGGUGGAGCCCGUGUUUGGAGUGCUAGGCGCGGUAGCGGUAGCAGCGGCGCAGCCCGCCCUACCGUACGCGCUUGCCUUCGCUGCCGGUGCUAUGAUCUACGUUGUCGCCGACGACAUCAUACCAGAAGCGAAUGCGUCUGGCAACGGCAAGUUAGCGACGUGGGGGUGCAUCAUUGGAUUCGUAGUGAUGAUGUGCUUGGACGUGGGACUCGAGUGAACGCGAUCAUUGAUAGAUACGAACUAUAUGGCGACAACUAUACGACUACAGGCAAACUUAGAUUCUAAGUACUAGGUUAUAAGGUAUAGAUUAGACUUCUGCCUAUUUGAUGUAAAGUAUUCAGACUUACACGUUCAUAGGAACGCUUCAAAAUUGAACAUCGUUUUAGAACGAUGCCCCAAUACAUAGAGUGACAACUUUAAUUUUUAUUUUUAAUACUAAAUUUCAGUAUCUGUAUAUGUAUUUUCUAUAAAUAAAUAUUUAAUUAUAGAAUAAAAUAUAUAUUAAUCUAUAAUAUGAGUUCAAUCAAUACUCUUUUUUAUUGAAAAAGAUGAGAAUGGCGGUUUUAUUGUAAAUAUGUAUAGCAAUUUAUUAAUAUUAUACUCUAAGAGUAAAAUAUUACUAUUAAAUCCAUUUGUACUGAUAUAUACCUGGUGGUAUUAUAAUGUUAAUAUAUACUUAUUUAUAUUUCUUUGUAUAAAGCUUGUAUGAAUGGAAAACGCUACUGAGUGAAGAAAUGAUAAUGUUUAGGCGAACAACAAUGUAUUACGUAAGCAAACUGUCAUUUUCUGGUUAGUUUUGUUUUUCCCAGUUUUAAAAUUCGAAUCCUGUUUUGUCAAACUAAUAUGAAAUGUUACGAUACAAAUUUUAUAUUGUAGAAGAAUAUAGAUUAAUUCGUAGAUACUCGUUAAUUUUUUCGUUACUGAAUGGUUUCAAAAGUUGUACAAAUAACUAGCCAUACAAUACUUGUAUGUAAUUGAAAUUCGUUUUUCACGCACUGCUAAAUUUAUUUGUAGAACGAAAAAAGAGUAUAAAUGUAUUUACAUCUUACGUUUAUUUAUUUUAUUAUAAAUGCAAGUAAAUAAUUUCAAUUAAAAAAAUACGUAUCUACUUAUUGUAUUUUUAUUGAUAGCUGUUAGUGUUUAUUUGAGCGAAGAUGAUUGAAAUUGCUGCAAGAUGUAACGUUUAUAAAAAUAUUAAUUACAUAUGAAAAUUAUUAGUUACGUGUAAGAGUAACUGAGAGUAUUAAUUGUAAAUAAAAUAUAUUCAUAAAUUUGACGAUGCAGUUUUGUUAAAUUAGUCAAUGAUAGUGAAUUUUGUUUGUUAACCAGAAACACGAGCACAAAUACGAAUUGCAUUCUGUGCCAUGCACCUACAUGAUAGGUCAAGUUAUAAUUAUGUCAUAUCUAAAUCAUUCGUAAUAAAUUAGUUUCGCCGCAGAAAUAUUGAUUAGUAUUCAUGUACAUAAACAUCAUUUGACAAAUGCCAAGUAAAUCAUUAUAUAGAUAGAAAUUAAGAUGAAAUCAUUAGACGACAAUAUUUCAUAUUUUAUCAAGCGAGAAUUGUGAUUUAUAUCAUGUAAAAGUAUUGUCGCAAAUAAUCAGGGCCCGAUCUAUACUUAUUUUGUCGUACCUGGCAAACAUUAUAUUAGUCGCCUACAUCAUUUAAAAGUAUGUAAAAAAUACCCUCAACUCUUACCAACUUUGAAUAUUUUUAGAUCGGGGACUGUCUCAAAUAAUGUAGUUUUACCACCCCUCAUCUAUAUGAGGCUGACAUAUCCUUAUAGGAUAAAAGCCUCUAAAUAAAAAAGAUAAAAAAAAAAAACCACCCCUCAUUUUUGCCGCGGAUAAUUCCUCUGUUUGGCCUCAGAUUGGACCCUGAAAAUAAUCAUCCAUUUUCCUAUACUUUUACAUAAUGUGAUAAUAGAUAAUAAUGUUAUAUUAACAAUUUUCUAACAUGAUAUGAGACCUACGGAAUAAAAUGAGUGUUGUCAAUUGUAAUCUUAAUUUGUCACAAUUUACGUGCUGUAAAUCCCCUAACUGCAUAGUCUUAUAUUGUACUUAUGCCUAGAAAAUGAAUACAUAAUGCAUUUAGUUUAUUUUCAAAAUAUGUUUGAAUAACUGUAGCACAAUCUGCCAAGGAUAUUAUAAGUUUAGUUUAGUAAGUACGUCGAAUCUGUUCGAUUUGAUUUUAUUUUUUAUUAUAAUUAUUAUAGAACGUUA